UCCAGCUCCAGCUCCAGCUCCAGCGAAGAGGCCGCGGUGGUUGUGUGGUCGGGACUUGAGCGCUGCCGACCUCACGUCCAUCUGGUGCUCAUCUGGUGCUGCGGGACUGCAGCAACCAUUCCACAGAUCCGCCGGUGACUGAGGAGAGGAGCAUGCAAUGUCAUUCUGCGUGUCGAUGGAGCGCCGGUUGCUUGGCAUGGCAGACCCUGGGUCAAAGCACGGACAUCUUGGCGUCUGCCCUUUGGCAUUCCUUCGCCUCCAUCUCCUCCACCACCGCCCUCUCGCUCCCCCCCCCUACGAGCUAUAAUGGCCUCGAGCCACAAGAUCAAGGAGGGCAUGGACCUUAUGGCUGUCGGCCAGAAGGCCGAGAACUCCAAGUCAUUCUUUGGAAAGCGAACCCCGGACUGGGACACCGCUGCGAAUAGCUACGAGCGAGCAGCGACCUGCUUCAAGAUUGCCAAGGCAAACGAGCAGGCCAUCGAUGCAUUCCAGAAAGCCGGUGACGCCUAUCGCCAUCUGGACUCAUUCGCACUCGCCGCAAAGCAGUAUGAGGGUGCCGCCACGAUUGCGGUUCAGAACACUCGCCAGUAUGCGCUGGCUGCCCAGCUCUAUCGCCAGACGGCCGACUUUCUCUCGGCCAACAACUCGCCCGACCGUGCGGCUGAAUCGCUGGAAAAGGCUGCCAAGGCACUCGAAUCUCUGGAUCCCAACCAAUGCAUCGAGCUCUACUUUGAGUCGUGCGCCGUCUACGAAAACGAAGAUCGCAUUCGCACGGGCGCCGAGACCUUCCGCCGGGCCAUCGCAACAUGCAUCCGGCUACAGAGACUCGACAAGGCUCUCAUCCUCUCGCAGAAGCUUGCUGAGGGAUUUGCCAAACUCAACAACCGCCCAGGCUUUUGCAAGCAAAGUCUGGCAACGAUCAUCAUUGCCCUUGCGAUGGGCGAUGAGGUCGAGGCCACCAAACGAUUCAACUCGGCCUGCGAACUCGGUGGAUUCUCUCCUUCCGAAGAAAACGAGGCAGCGACGGACAUGCUCCAGGCAUUCGAUGCAGGCGACGACGAGCUCCUGUCCAAGGCUCUGCAGAGGAUGGUCAUCACUUUCCUGGACAACGAUGUCGCUCGGCUGGCUAAGAGCCUUCGAGUCCCAGGCGGCCGUCAGCCCACCAACGCAUAUGCCCGACCUGGUCCAGGCAACGGCGCUUCGACAUGGGGGCCGCCUGCAGCCUCCUCGCAGUCGCACUCGGAUCUCCAGGAUGAGAUCGAGGAGUCAGGGUUCUUGUGAUUGUGCCAGUGGGACGGCUUUUGUUCUUUGGCACCGGCUCGCUCUGUCGCCGAGCACAGGGGCUGUUGUCCGGCAUGUCAAUAUACGGUUACUUCAACGAGC
This is a messenger RNA of Polychytrium aggregatum, 1383 nucleotides long. RefSeq lists its product as uncharacterized. The transcript has 8 exons. Gene Ontology annotation, molecular function: soluble NSF attachment protein activity; syntaxin binding. The coding region runs from base 307 to 1281 and encodes 324 amino acids. Gene Ontology annotation, biological process: intracellular protein transport. Lineage: Eukaryota; Fungi; Chytridiomycota; Chytridiomycetes; Polychytriales. The record is from RefSeq and is a predicted model, not a curated record. Gene Ontology annotation, cellular component: SNARE complex; vacuolar membrane.